Molecule: messenger RNA, 1520 nt
Organism: Telopea speciosissima
Lineage: Eukaryota; Viridiplantae; Streptophyta; Magnoliopsida; Proteales; Proteaceae
Product: probable inactive purple acid phosphatase 29
Exons: 4
Coding region: 19-1227 (402 amino acids)
Cellular component (GO): cytoplasm
Molecular function (GO): hydrolase activity, acting on ester bonds
Source: RefSeq, a predicted model, not a curated record
UAUUUUAGCGGACCGAAAAUGUUUUCCGUGUCGGAAUCUUCUUUACUUCCCCGCUCUUUCUUCUUCUUCUUCGUCUGCCUCUGCUUUGUUUCUACCAUUGCAAAGGUAAAUGGGAAAUCGAAUUCUCUUCCACCAUCAUCAUCAUCAUCUGCUUCGCCUCUGCGUUUCGGCCAGAACGGAGAGUUCAAAAUCCUACAGGUUGCCGACAUGCACUACGCCGAUGGGAAGGCCACCUCGUGCGAGGACGUACUUCCCCAGCAGUUCUCCGGUUGUUCCGACCUCAACACCACCGCCUUCGUUGAGCGCAUGAUCCGAGCCGAGAACCCCGAUUUAAUCGUCUUCACUGGGGACAACAUCUACGCCUCCGACGCGACGGACGCAGCAAAAUCUUUGGAUGCCGCUUUUGCGCCCGCCGUCUCUUCCAAAAUCCCAUGGGCGGCUGUGCUGGGGAACCACGACCAGGAAUCCAAGCUGUCGAGGGAAGGUGUGAUGAAACACAUUGUUGGCAUGGAGGGCACCUUAUCCCGACUCAACCCUCCUGCGCAUGCUGUUGACGGCUUUGGGAACUACAACCUCGAGGUUUUUGGUGUUGGGGGUUCCACUAUGCAGAACAAGUCCGUCCUCAAUCUCUACUUUCUAGACAGUGGAGACUACUCCACGGUUCCCUCAAAAAUCCGUGGCUAUGGAUGGAUCAAACCUUCCCAGCAGCUUUGGUUCCAGGCAACUUCUUCUCAGCUCCAGAAAACAUAUAUGAGCAAACCAGAGGCCCAGAAAACACCCGCACCGGGGCUUGCAUACUUCCACAUUCCAUUGCCAGAAUAUGCAAGUUUUGACUCUACAAACUUCACCGGUGUGAAACAGGAAGGAAUUAGCUCAGCUUCAGUAAACUCAGGAUUCUUUGCAACCAUGGUAGAAUCAGGGGAUGUGAAGGCAGUAUUCACAGGCCAUGAUCACGUCAAUGACUUCUGUGGAGAGCUAAUAGGUUUACAACUUUGUUAUGCUGGAGGAUUUGGAUACCAUGCAUACGGGAAGGCUGGCUGGGCAAGAAGAGCAAGGAUGGUGUUAGCAACUCUGGAAAAAACAGACGAUGGGGGUUGGGGAGGGGUGAAGUCUAUCAGAACAUGGAAGCGACUUGAUGACCAACACCUUAGUGCCAUAGAUGCUCAGAUCCUCUGGAGUAAGAGCUCUUCUGGGAGGCGUAGAAAAGGAAGUUCCAAUGGCAUUUGAAUGGCAGGCCUAGGCAAAGUAUUAAUAUCAUCGUUAUAGUCAUACAAAUAACAGACAUCCAGGUUACAGUGAAAACAGAGGCUUGAGAUAUAACUAAGUUGGUUUUGUUGCACCUUGCUUGUUUCUAUUCUAUUCUGGUUGAUAGUGAUAUGUAAUGAAUAAAUAUUUGUAUAUGCAUUGAAAGUGGUUUACCCGGAAUCAAUUAAACAUCUAUUUAAGAAGCCAAGGACAUGAACAUGAUGUGAGAAUUCUAUAUGCACCAUGUCUUACCAUGCUGGAAGAUCUUGCUAGAA